UUGCCCCUGUCCCCCACAAGAAAUUUUAGUGGCUGAGAUUUCUCCUGGCCUCACCCCCUGAAGAGCGAGAGCGAGAGCGAGAGCGAGAGAGAAACAAAGAAAGCGAGGCCCGGACGCAGGCUUUACUCUCCUCCUCUCCUUCCUUCUCCGAGAAGCUUCCGCAAGGCGCCAUUGCCACUGACCUCGAGCUCUAUUUGCUUUGCCCAUUGAUAGAUUCGAUCGUUGGCUAGUUGGAGAUGCGAGACUGGUAGUGGGCGGAGGAGAACGGAUGAGCUGCGGGUGUUCUUGAUGUGCCCAUGGGCCAUGGAGGUCGCCUGAGAUUUUGAUGAGUUAUGAGGUACUAUCUCCGGCAAAUGGAGCGACUGGUUGAAGAUAUGGAGGGAGGAUCGCUGCUGUUUGUGGAUGAUUUGAACUCGAAGUGAUCUGUGGUUGUUUUCUUGUGUUUGCUCUGCUGAAAUUUGGGGUUGGAGAUGGAAGAGGAUUCCUUCGGGGAAGAGUUGGUUGGGAAGACUAGGAAGCCUUACACGAUCACGAAGCAGCGAGAGAGGUGGACAGAGGAGGAGCAUAAUAGGUUCCUGGAAGCUCUGAAACUGUAUGGGAGAGCUUGGCAGCGUAUCGAAGAGCAUAUAGGAACAAAGACAGCUGUGCAGAUUAGGAGCCAUGCGCAAAAAUUCUUCACAAAGUUGGAAAAAGAAGCUGUAAUGAAAGGCAUUCCUCCAGGACAAACUCAUGAUAUAGAUAUUCCUCCCCCACGACCUAAAAGGAAGCCAAGAGGUCCAUAUCCUCGGAAGAGUAGGGUAGGUUCUGUCUCUCUAACUGGUGAUGCAAUGAACAACAAAUCAUCAAAAUCUGUUUCUCUUGUGGGCACCAGUAAACAAGUCUUGGAACAGGGAAGUGAUGCACCUCAGAAGAAACUUGCUGCAACUAUAACAUUGCAAAGGAAAGAGACUUCUGAAGAUGGAAGCUGCUCAGAAGUUCUUAACUUCUUUCAAGAUGCUCCAUCUGCUUCCAUCUCUUCUGUGAAGAGCUUGUCAAAUCCAAAUCCUUGUACAUACACAGAAUUUGCCACCAAGAUUAAAGAAAUAAAAGAGACUGCAACAGAUAAAUCUUCUGUCUCUAUUGAAGUGAAUAAGGAUCUAAACCUAAACGGCAUAUCCUAUAGAGAUCAGGAGAUUGAAGGACUUAAAGGAUUUCGCAUAGAUUCACAAACAAAUUUAGCUCAUGGAGAGGAUGCAGAUGCAUUAAAGCAGCAAGAGAACCUUGGUUCUUUGUUAAGGGACAAUAUGCAAGGUAAUCAAAGCAACUCAAAACAUAUUCCUGUGCAUUUUUCAGGAAGAAGCAGUGCUGAAGGCAAGCAGACAACAGACUCUGAUGGGCAUAAUUUCACGGCAGUGACCGGCCAAGUGGGAGGAGCUGAUGAAAAUUCUAAGUCAUUCAUCAAUCCUACAGUUUCUGCCACAUCAAAGCUCCACAACAGUUCUGCAAUACCGUGUAUUCACCAACCAUUUCCAGCCUUCCCAGCUUUUACCCAAGUCCACAGCAAUCAUGAUGCUUAUAGGUCAUUCCUCAACAUCUCAUCCACCUUCUCAAGUCUCAUUGUGUAUACCUUGUUACAAAAUCCAGCAGUUCAUGCAGCAGCCAACCUGGCAGCAUCAUUCUGGCCAUCUGCAGAGGUGGAUUCUUCAACUGAUUCAACUCCAGAAAACCUAGCUGGGCGAUUUCCAGUAAGGCACAUGAACCCUUAUCCAAGCCUGGCAUCUAUUGCUGCUGCUACGGUAGCAGCUGCAUCAGCAUGGUGGGCAACUCAGGGACUAUGUCCAAUAUUCUCUCCUCACAUUGGUUUCCCAUUUAAUCCAGCACCCACAACUACAAUUCCCACAAUGGCCACAGCCCAGGGUCCAGAAGAUAAGACAGAUGGAAAAGAAGAUGCAUUUCAGAACAUUGUAGAAGAAGAUCAAGUAGUAAAUUCAGAUCAAUCUGUGGCUUUAAAUACACAACACCCUUCUCCCAAGUCAGCGUCAUCAGAAGCAGAUGGCUCAGAUGAUAGCAGAAGCGGUGAAAGGUCACAUUGCACGGAGGUCAAAGCUUCAAAAAUUAGUGAGUUUAAACCAUUAGCAGCUACUGGACUUUAUGAUUCUCAUAAGACAGAGAGCAAGAAGAAACCAGAUCGCUCUUCCUGUGGCUCCAAUACACCUUCCAGCAGUGAAGUUGAAACAGAUACCAUAGUGAAUAGGCAUGAGAAAGUCGAUGAUGAAGCUAAACAAGCCUAUUUCAGUAGUCCGUUAGCUGGUGAGACUAACAGCCGCAGAUCUCGAAACAGUGGGAGCAUUAACGAGUCAUGGAAAGAGGUCUCCGAGGAGGGUCGACUUGCCUUCCAAGCGCUCUUUAGUAGAGAAGUGCUGCCACAAAGCUUUUCGCCUCCACAAACUGAAGACGCAAUGGCCAACAAAGAAGCUAUUACCUUGCUAGUCGAUCUUAACAAGAAGGCAUGUGCGACAGCCAGUCUUAAUCAUCUUCAUAGCUUUACAAAGGAGAUGUCAAGCAGAUGCAAUGAUAACACUGGAAAAAGUUCUUUAACAAGUGAAAUUGGUCAGGGGAAGCUGUCUCAUCGAACAGGAUUCAAGCCAUAUAAGAGGUGUUCAAUGGAAGCCAAGGAAAACAGGACAGCUGCUGAGGAGACUAGCAACAAGAGGAUUCGUCUUGAAGGGGAAGCUUCAAUCUGAUAGCAUGGGUGCAAGAACUCAUGCAAUUCAGGUUGCUGCUUCUGGCAUGUAAGAUUGGUUUUCCAACUUACAGGACAUAAAUUAUGUCAUGUACCAUAAUUUUUAAACUUAAUUUUACUCUGUAUUGUUGUAUUGAAAUAAUCAAGCAGCCCUGCUGCAAGGUGGACUGCUCAUAACCUUGCCCAUUUCACUUCAACUGUGCAUAUUUUAUUUUGGCAUUCCAAAUUAACUA
Phoenix dactylifera (date palm) is the source of this 2955-nucleotide messenger RNA. Its product is annotated as protein CCA1-like. NCBI's taxonomy places the organism in Eukaryota, Viridiplantae, Streptophyta, Magnoliopsida, Arecales, Arecaceae. Gene Ontology annotation, molecular function: DNA binding. The record is from RefSeq and is a predicted model, not a curated record.